CACAAGGAAAUCUGUGUCUGUCUUUGCAUCUGGUUAGUUGAAACCCAGUAGGUUGAAAUUUUUAUAAAUCUUGGACUUUAGGGAAAUGGCGGCCACCCCAAUGUUGCCACCGAAUCUAGGACCCGGGGCUGAUGGAAAUGCUGCAGCAGCUCCACCGCCACCAGGAACUGACAUGACUGGAAUAUGCUUCAGAGAUCAGUUGUGGUUGAAUACGUACCCACUGGACCGUAAUCUUGUAUUUGAUUAUUUUGCGCUUUCUCCUUUCUACGAUUACACUUGCAACAAUGAACAACUUCGGAUGCGCUCAAUUCAUCCGUUAGAUACUUCUCAUCUUUCUAAAAUGACAGGUAUAGAGUUCAUGGUGAGCGAAGUUAUGGAACCCCACCUGUUUGUAAUUCGUAAACAGAAGAGGGAUAGCCCUGAGAAAGUCACUCCAAUGUUUACCUACUAUGUGCUUGAUGGUUCUAUAUACCAAGCGCCACAACUUUGCAAUGUCUUUGCAGCUCGGGUUGGACGAGCAUUGUAUCAUAUAUCAAAGGCAUUUAUUACUGCUGCUUCAAAGUUGGAGAAGGUUGGGUAUGUGGACUCGGAGAAUGAGGGUGCAUCUGUUGAACCAAAAGCUGCCAAGGAGACUAUUGACUUUAAGGAGGUUAAGCGAGUAGAUCACAUUCUUGCCUCGUUGCAACGCAAGCUUCCACCUGCACCUCAACCUCCCCCAUUUCCAGAGGGUUAUACACCGCCAUCAAGUGCAGAAGGGGAGCAAGGCCCUGAAGCUGGGCAAACCGACCCCAAACUUCCUCUGGUUGAUCCCAUCCUUGAUCAAGGUCCAUCUAAAAGAAUGAAAUAUACUUAAUUGAUAUCUCAUACAUGAUGGUCCCAUUUCUAACAUGUAUCUCUAAUUGCAUUUAGUCCGUCAGAUCUCAUCUUAAUUUGAGUGCAGUUACGAACUACGAGUUUUUGUGAUAUAUAUAUGGUCAGCUGGUUAAUAGUUGCUAAA
This is a messenger RNA of Erigeron canadensis, 997 nucleotides long. RefSeq names its product mediator of RNA polymerase II transcription subunit 6. The transcript is spliced from 6 exons. Gene Ontology annotation, biological process: regulation of transcription by RNA polymerase II. The record is from RefSeq and is a predicted model, not a curated record. Gene Ontology annotation, cellular component: core mediator complex; mediator complex. Lineage: Eukaryota; Viridiplantae; Streptophyta; Magnoliopsida; Asterales; Asteraceae. The coding region runs from base 86 to 853 and encodes 255 amino acids. Gene Ontology annotation, molecular function: transcription coactivator activity.